Hyaloscypha bicolor E is the source of this 1410-nucleotide messenger RNA. RefSeq lists its product as uncharacterized. The transcript has 4 exons. NCBI's taxonomy places the organism in Eukaryota, Fungi, Ascomycota, Leotiomycetes, Helotiales, Hyaloscyphaceae. The record is from RefSeq and is a predicted model, not a curated record. Bases 1 to 1410 code for a protein of 469 amino acids.
AUGCGUUUCACUCGUUCUCUGGUGCUGCAUAGCGCCUGGAUGCUCUAUACUGCCACUACGGCGUUAGCCUCCUGCAAUGCCGACAAUUGCCUCCGCGCCAUCCGAGCUUCAGCCUUCCCUACUCGGCUUGGUACCGCUGAUUGCUCCUCGUACUUCCUGGCAACAGUGUCUACCACCACCGUUACAGACAAGCCGACAGUUAUCACUAUCACCCCUACCGCCAUCCCUGCCUACGCGUCCGGCUGCCAGGGCAGCGCACGAUACUCCAGCGGCUGCUCGUGCAUCAGCGUCACGCAUUCGACGACGACGAUCAGCGCCUCCCACACACCCAUCAACACCGCCAAUCCAUACGCCAUUGUGUCUCCCAACUCGUGCCAUCCGGCCGUGGCGCCCACGGGAAGCCCGAUCGGAGAGAGCAACAGCAGCUUUUCGGAUGCAAAUGGGGGUCUGUCCUACCGCCAAUUCCCGGGCUCGCAAUUCAUCCUCUCCAAGGGCAGUGACGAAUUGUCCGUGGACUUGUCCGACCUACACGCUGCCGUCAUCUCAGACUCGAGCGGCGACACGCUGAUCAUGUACGACAACGGCACUUUUGUUGCCUUCUUGGCCAAAUGCGCACUCGAGGUCGUGGGCAAGUGGCCGCUCCCCUCCGCGCCGGGCAGUAGUGCAAGGAGAGAUCUCGGCGAGCUGUUGGCGCGGGAUGCCUCGAGCUUAGUUUGCAAUGCCGCGCAGUUCUUCUGCAACGACUGGCGCGGAGUGGGCAUCGCCGCCCUCGCAACCAGCGUCAGCUGCCACCUAAUCGGGGCCGCGAUCGGCGAAGCCGUUGGGGGUGGCAUCGGCUUUCUUGGAAACGCGCUGGGACCUGAAGUGGGCAUUCCAGCGACGAUAGCGGGCCUCAUCCUCGGCAAGAAGUACGGAGAAUACGCGUGCAACGUCGGGGUAGCCAUUCUCUUGUUCGAGUUAUGCCAGGCCUGUCCGUCUAAUAAGUGCCCUCCUGGAAAGAUCAGCUGCGUUGCAGGUGGGCCGUGCCAGGACGCACUCAGCGAUCCCAACAACUGUGAGAGAUGUGGCAAUGUGUGUCCUUCCGGAGUGUGCAUCAAUGCCCAAUGCUCUGCUCCGGUCUGCGCAGGAUCGACCUGCAACAGCCUCAACAGCUGCGGCGGGAGCUGCUUCUGCUUCGAGACUGCAGACGGCACGGGCUUCUGCGGGCCCAGCGAGUCCUGCACUCCUCUACCCGACUGUACUUCGACCAAGGACUGCCAACAGGGCUGGGUCUGCGCCACGGGCACAUGCUGUGGGAGGAACGUCUGCCUGCAGGCUUGCGGUGCCCCUCUAGGGCGCCGAGAAUUGUUGGGCAUCCGCGGUAAUGCGACUGAGCUGUACACAAAUGGCUGGGUCAAUCUUGGUGUUUGA